This is a messenger RNA of Culex quinquefasciatus (southern house mosquito), 1078 nucleotides long. RefSeq lists its product as uncharacterized. NCBI's taxonomy places the organism in Eukaryota, Metazoa, Arthropoda, Insecta, Diptera, Culicidae. The transcript is spliced from 2 exons. The record is from RefSeq and is a predicted model, not a curated record. The coding region runs from base 103 to 789 and encodes 228 amino acids.
AACGAUUCGAAUUGCGCGCGCGCCCUCGUCCUCUUCAAGAAAUGCAGUCUGAGUUAAAGUGAAGUUAUUCAAAGUGUAGAAGAACUUUAAACGGCCAAGAACAUGGUGCCAGUGCUGAAUGUGGUUGCAUCCGUUGCAAUAGUUCUUCUGGUGGUGCUGAAUCGAGCAGUGGAGUGUGUUACAAACAGUAAAACAACAAGUUCCCCGUCCAGUAACGAUGGGGUUAAGGACUUGAAACCGGACGGGACGAGCUUUUGGAGUCCCCAGCCGGAGUAUUACGAUCGGGAUCGCUACAGCAGGCCGGACCGGACGGAUUUCGUGACUUCGUUUGGAAGUAACGAGAAUAAGUACGGCGGAAGUACGACGGCGUCCUAUGGAAACAAGGAUCGAUUUGGAUAUGGCCCCUUCAGUACCACCGGCACCGGUAGCGGCAGCGCAUACUUCACCUCGGGAGGAAUCUACGACCGAAACAAGCCGCUACACUAUGGUUCUCCCCAGCCCGUGGAGUACACCCAUGAUUACGACAAUCACUACGACUACAACUCCCAGCAGGGUCACGGUUACAGCCUGGGGCAUCACCCGUACGGCAGUGGCAAGGACCUGGCCAAGUCGGUUCUCAUCCCGUUGGCUGGGGCGGCACUGCUUGGAAUUGCCGCCGCCUUGGUGGCCAACCCGGUCCUGCUGCACCUCGGAGUGGCCGCCGGCAAGAAGCGCAAGCGAAGGGACGCCGUCAUGGCCAACGCCCACAAUCUGGCGUACCGUGCCCAACUGAGGAAGCCUCCGACGUAAGAGCAGGUGCAGAACUCAUACCGGAAGACCGACCCUGCCCAUCAAAUGGAAAAAAAACGAUGCCAAAAUCAAACUGUGGAACGUGUGUGUUGCUGAAGCUAAGAAAUGGAGAUGAAUAACCAUUGUUACCUCGCUCGGUUGUAGGAAAUUUGUUCGUACAAUGCUUUUAUGUUUAGUAGUAGGUAAUUAGUUGCCGUAAGUUGUACUGUUUAGUUUUAGCCAAGUCCCCUUCGUAAACGUGUCAGUAAGUUAUAAGUGCAAAUAAAUGCGUAAUUUAUGAUUGAAAAAA